Mya arenaria is the source of this 3846-nucleotide messenger RNA. Its product is annotated as endoprotease bli-like. The transcript is spliced from 13 exons. The record is from RefSeq and is a predicted model, not a curated record. Gene Ontology annotation, molecular function: serine-type endopeptidase activity. Gene Ontology annotation, cellular component: Golgi membrane; trans-Golgi network. Gene Ontology annotation, biological process: protein processing. Bases 245 to 1732 code for a protein of 495 amino acids. Lineage: Eukaryota; Metazoa; Mollusca; Bivalvia; Myida; Myidae.
UUUCAGAAUAGUUACUCCAUCAGAGUACACUGAUAAAUUAAUUGUUUAUAUAAAAGACUAUGACUUUGGCCUUGUUGAAGUCUGCUUAAACCAGUUUGGAUUUAUUUAUUUUGACAAGAUUAUUGAUGGAAUAUACACGUUCGAGAAACCCAGUGGCAUCUCAGGUCAGCUUUCUUUUCACCAGCUGCAAGAAAUCAAAAGACAUUGUAAUGGAAAGAUUGAAGACAUCGAACAAAGUCGCUACAUGUUUCCCGCAGUGCCGCAGAAGAAGCAUGCAGACGGGAAUCACAGGCAUUCAUCGGAGAUGCUAAAGUGCUCAUCCUUUUACCACAAAUAUAUGCGCGUUUCGGAAGCCUGGCAAAACGGUUACAGUGGCAGAAAUAUUAGAAUCGGGAUGAUCGAUGUUGGUUUUAUUCAUUCACCAUCUGUUCGACAACAUGUUCAUGUUUCCAUGUCACACGACUUUCAUCCCAAUCGCAGUAAAAGAAGAGGAAUCCCAACCGAACAUAUUUCUCAAGAAUUCUGCCUCUUUUGUGACGUAGGGGUUGCUUUUAACGCGCAGUACGCAGACCUGCAUAUUGGCGAUGUAGGAACUUCUGACCAUGCAGCAUUUACGGACGUGGAAACUUUUGCUAAAGCUUUAGUUUACAAGCAACACCUUAUUGAUAUUUAUGUAUGUGAAUGGACAUUCAACUUUGAACUAGACGAGUUUGAUUUUGCCAUACAAUCUGCAAUAAAGAGUGGAGUAAAAGAGGGUCGUCGUGGACUGGGGUCUGUUUAUGUUCUCCCAGCCGGAUACCCGGGUGAUGGUUUUCUCCACGACACAUACGUUAUUUCAGUUGGAUCAAUCGAUGAUUUCACCAAAGAUUUCAACGCAACUGCAAUUAAUUCAGCCACUCUCGUUUCGGUUUUUGUGGGAGACAGAGGAAGUGAACCGCCUUGCUUUGGACCACUAUCAGCACCUGGUAUUGUUGCGGGAAUGAUAGCAUUUAUGCUUGAAGCUAAACCUCAGUUGUCAUUACGAGAUGUCAAACAUAUUUUGAUCGAGUCCUCAACGCAUAGAGGAUUGGUCAGUGCACAUAAGUUUGAACAGAACGGAGCAGGGAAAUCAUUUCACCCGGUAUUUGGAUUCGGAUAUCCGAAUGCAGUUAAAAUGGUGGAACUUGCCAAGUCAUGGAAAGAGCUUCCAACACAAUAUAUGUUGCAAUACAUUACUUCGACUAGAGAGUCCAAUUCCAGAGGCGAAACACUUGAAUUCGCAGUAAACUGCAAUAGAAAGUUAUGUAUCAAAGAAAUAGAGCAGGUUGUCGUCCAAGUGCGCAAUGUUACAUCCAACAGAGGCGCCCUCAUCCGGCUCAAAUCGCCAAUGGGUACCGUAUCAACUAUGUAUGUCUCGACUGCAAUUCCCAGCGAGAGGCAGUUUGUAUUAACGAAAAGAGAUUUCUUAUCAUCUCAUUUUUGGGGCGAGUGCAGUGUCGGAAAGUGGUUAUUGUAUUGCGAAGAAUGUUGGUUGUUGUCGGCUAAACUAGUGAUUCAUGGCAAAAAGGGUGGAUUGGACAAAAGUUUCUUAUGUGAUUCAGUUCAGCUCGACGGUGUUAUGGAUAAAAGUAUCGGGGAAAUGGACAGUGAAACACGUGGUCUUUUUGGAUUGAUUUUCUUCUUUGUAAUUCUUGUGUCAUUUUGUUGUAUAUAUCGUAAAAGCCGAAUGCCAUCGAAUCAGAAAAAAAGUUAAUUUAUUCAAAUAAAAAUUAUUAUAUUUUUACAUAUUGGAACAAUACUUACUUAUGGAUAAAUUGUGACAUCUGAGAAAAGAAAAUGCAUUUUUUUUAUCUUUUUUUUAACAUUUAUGUCUGUAAAGUAAUGCCAUCAACAGUAUUUACUGUUCGUUUUUUUAUCUUGAUUGAUUUACUUUUAUGUAUAUCUUAAAAUAAUAAUACCAGUAGUACUUGAAACAGUGACUUAAGAUAAAAAGUGUGUAAUGCCUGACUAUUAUAUAAAUAAUAAUUAUAUGUAGAUAAGCAUAAUCAGCGCAUCGUAACAUUACACAGAUACAAAGACACACACACACAUACAAUAAAUACAUGCCUUAUUACAUUAUAAUGCUUUUAAAAUGAAUAAAACGUGUUUUGCUCACCUAAGCACAAAAUACUCAGCGUGAGCUUUAGUGAAAGGUUGAUUGUACGUCGUCGACCGUCGUCAACAUUUUCUUUCAACAACUUCUCCUCCUAAGCCACUUGAACAAUUUCAACUAAUCUUCAUAGGAGUGUUCCUAUUCCAGAUUACUUUAAAAAGUGGUUUCAUACAAACUUCUUCUCAGAAACCGCUGGCCUGAUGUUAAAUUACGUUCACAGAAUUGUUACUAGGUGAUCCGCUAUCGAAUUCCUUCGCCCAUGUUGAUUUGUAAAAAAACAUGGCCGCCAGGGGCGGGGGUAUUUUUCACUGUAUGUCUUAAUGAAAAUCUUCUCUUCAGAAAAAAUGAGCCCGAUUUCAAAAUAAUUUCAUUGAAAUGUUCCAAAGAUGACCCUUUGUCAAAUUCCUUCACCCCAUGCUGAUUAAUAAAAAAAAAGGUUUCCAGGAGCGUGUCUAGAUACCACUAUAUGUAUUUAUGGAUAUCUUUGAAUAUCUUUUCUGCAAAAGCCAUAGAUUUCAAAAUAAGUUCACAGAUAUGUUUCUUAGAUGCCCAUAUAUCAAAUUCUUCAACCCAUUGGGAUUCAUAAAAGGCGGGACUAGUUUUCACUAUACAUGCAUGUAUUUAUGGAACUUUUUGAAAAUCUUCUCUUCAGAAACAACUCGCCGGAUUUCAUAAUAAUAAUAAUAAUAAUAAUAAUAAUAAUAAUGAUAAUUUUGAUGAAAGGGUCACAUGAAAAUGUUUUUAUGUGACCCUUCUGUCAAAAUGAUCAUUAUCAUUAUUAUCAUAAUUACUACUACUACUACUACUACUACUACUACUACUACUACUACUAACAUUAUUAUUAUUAGUAGUAGUAUUUACAUAUUUUUCACGAUUUUAUACACCCGUUAAGAAACGGGACAUAUUAAAGUUUGACCCUCGUCGUACGAGCGUGUGGGCGUUAGGUCGGUCGGCAGUAUGUUGUUCUAUCAAUAACUUUAAAAUCAUAUGUUUAACCAGGUGAGCUAUAUAUGGUCAUUUAGUUUAAUUCCAUUAUACACCUUUUUUGAUGUUUCUUUAUAAAAUACACAAAACAUCAACGAUGUUAACCACAUAUCAUGAGUGUAGGAUGAUUGACAUGAAAGUAAGAAUGUUCCAUAAAUUAUUUAAUACAGAAACGAUGUUAAUUUCGAAAAGUGGUUAUGAAAAAGCAAUAUUGAAUUAAUAGAGAAGCAUAAUACGUGUAGAACACAGACAAAUCAUUUGUGAGAGAAAAACAACAAUGUAAAAUGUUGCUAUAAAACAUUAUACAAAAAAAUCAUGUAAGUAGGGAUUUCAAUUCAUGAAUAAAACCAUAAACACACUGAUAAAACAGAAUCAUUUCCACUAGGCAGGUUUCAUCAUAUUGCAUAUAUCCUUAGUGCGAGAAAUCUCGCAGUUCGUUGCUCCUUUGUAAACAAGGCAUAAAAUGUUACUUCUAUUGUUCUAAUCAUAGAAUUAUGGGGCAAUAAUUGCUUCUUUAGUUAGAAUAUAUUUAACAAUUUAAAAAAGAUUUUAAAUGCGAGAAAUAUCUUGAAAUUAAUAUGAAUAAUAAAUGAUUAUGGUUUUGCAUAUGUAAUUAAUAACCCAAAUAGUGUACAUGUUAAUAUAUUUAUAAACGAAUUUAUAUGUAGAAUUAUAGAUACAUUUGAACAUGAAUGGUAUGAAAUUAUUAGUAAUAGUUCUGUUUCAGAUAU